AUGGACGAGCUGCACCACAGUCCCUCGAAUCGGCGCCAGUCGAUCUUCUCCGUCACCCAGCGGCGUGGGAUCAUCAGAUCUGCGACCAUCACGCAACUCCUGGAUGCCAAAAACAUCGGCAUGUUUGCUGGUCUCGUGUUCUUAUUCAACAACACCACAGGUCCGGCCAUCCCCUUGAUGCAGGCAUACUUUCAGCAGAACGGAUGGGUCCCACUGGUCGUCGUGAUUUCCCUCUAUGCUAUUGUAUCGACGCUGUGCUCGCUGUUCAUCGUCGAGGCCAUGCAGUGUAUUCCUGGAAACAAGCAUUUCCAGGGAACGGUCGAGUUUUCCACUCUGAUCAACUUUUAUCUCGGAGGAUGGGCCCAUUUGAUCGGAGAGCUAUUUCUGUUCCUGUCGCUCCAGGCAACCGCGAUCUGUUCAAUCAUCCAGUCCGCGCAAACAUUCGAUUACCUCGUCCUGGGAUUCCACAACAUCACCUGCGGAGUAUCGUUCUCCAGCCCGUACUGGCUCUGUGUCGGCCAACCUCCCAACGGCUCGUCUCCGCCUUCGUCGCCCUUUGGGGAUGCGUACAUGCUCAUGACUCCUGGAUAUCUGAUCAUGUUGAUAUUUGUCGCUCCUCUGGGAAUGCUCAAGUUCGCGGAUAGCGUGACAUUGCAGAUCGUUGCAUUUGUCCUCACGAUGGCCGUAAUGGUAUCGUGGAUCGGCAUAUCCGUCUACCAAAUCGUUACAACGCCAGGCGCCAAUCUUCCUAUCGUUCAGGCUACCAGCCCCGAGAGCUCCAUCACCCUGAGCACUAUGAUGGGUGGAGUCAUGAUGAACUUUGCAUUCAUCAUUACGGUUCCGUCGUGGGUGAAUGCCAAGAAAAUGACGGUCAAUAUCCAGACAACGCUCUGGAGCUCCACGAUUCUCUCUGCUACGGUGUACAUUCUUGUCGGAUGGAUUCCGGCUCUGGCCUUCGCAAUCCCAGCCAACGGAGCCAGUUUUCUCUCCGUUCUCGAAAAUUCGGGCUCGAUCCUGAACAGCAUCGUGGCAUACGCUUUCAUCAUCAUGGUGCUGGUGUCCUCGAUCCCGAUCUUCUUCUACAUAUCGCGCGAGAACUUGGUUCAGAACGGCAUUUGCAGCCCGAAAAGGGCCAGCUACUUUACCCACGUCGCCCCAUGGAUCGUGGCGAUUCCGAUGCUGACGGGCUCGUGGAUGCUGAAUCUGACGACAUGGUCGUCGCUGCUCUUCGUUUCGGUCGCCAACUUCAUCAUCCCGCUUGUGAUCUACAUGAAGGCUGUGUCGUUUCGGAGAUUAUACAACGAGACGAGAGAGCUGACGCGAGAUCAAAAGGAGCUCCUCAAGAAGAUCCACUCGUGCUCCAGCACGAUCCGCAACUUUAUCGACGACAGCAACGACUCGACGUAUGCGCGGGAUCAUGUCCUCGGCAGCGACGCCGACCGAGGCUCUAAAAUCGACCUUCCGAUGCGCCUCCAGGAUCGUCGGGCCUCGCUCGACCCUGCGCUGGCCCAAUACGGCAAGCAGUAUCAGCCCGAAGGCGACGGCGCAUCCAAGAUCCUCAAGAUAUAUCGCCCGGGGUCGAUAGGGAGCCAGUCGUCGAAACGGAUCGGCGGCUAUCCGAUACGCCAGCCCUCUCCGUUCCAACCACCCUUGCCUCUGCCACAGCCGUCCCCGUCGUUCCAGCAGCUGCCGUCGUCUGCAGUCGCAACACAGUCGCAGCCGCAACUUCAGUUGGCACCGCAUCUGCAGUCAAGGGCAGCCAGCCGAUCUCGAUCAAAGCUGGGGAGGGAAGUCUCGGCAUCGGAGCUCACACGGGGCACACCGCGGAGUGACGAAUCGACCAAGGACCAGAGCUUCUCCACCUCGCCAAGGUCGCGCAACGAGACCAAGCUGGACUCGAACGGACUACUCUCGGUCAACAGCGGACUGAUGGCCUGGAAUCCAGAGCAGUCGUCGAUAGACGGGAGCCAGCGACGCCCGUCCAUCAGCUGGCAAUCACCCGAUACGCUCGAUCGGCCAAGUGAUCGCGAACCCGGCGACGAUGUAGCGACGACAGCCAUAUGCCGACCCAACAGCCCAGCACCCCUUCCGUCGGACUCACAGAAGAGCCCCGACGGUGCCACCGACCAAACAUCAAGCGUGCUUGAGGAGUCGAGCAUCCGGCCCGAAGUCUUUUUGGAAGUGCCCGAGACCAUCGACGAGCGCCCGGCAGCCCUUGAGAUCAACCCUGUGCCAACGUCGAUCCCGAAAUUGUUCAUCGACGGAGUGCACAAGAAUUUGGACACGUCCAAGGACAACUCCAUCAUGGGCGAGCCCAACCCGGCGCGGCCGGCCAGCUUUACGAGCGAGCUCGCAUCGGCCUUGAGGCGGAUCCCGUAUUCGCGAUCGUGCUCGGCGCUGGGUGGAUCGUCCGAUAACAUCAUCAAGCCCUCGUGGUCAACGCCAUUCCAGCUCCUUUCUCGCGACGGAUACCAACCACUGCAGAACAGCGACUCGCUGCCGAAUGAAGGGGGAAUACUCGCCGAAGCCAGCCACACCUCUCUCGAUAUCCGCGAGAGCUCGCUGACGGGGCUGGAGGGCGUGCGAACCUCGUUUCAGGAAGGGCUCCAGCGCGAUCAGCUUGCAGCCCAAAACACCACCUCGCAAGUCUUUAUCAUUCCGAACAGCGUCGACGCGGGCACGGCAGCGGCAGCGAACGCCUACGAGGUCGACCCGAUCCACGAAUACUAUCUUCUGGAGGAUGUGCCCGAUCCCGAGGAGCCGCUCUUCAACGUGCGCCGCCGAUUCAGCAUCAUGGCACACUCAUCGGUGAUCGACGACGUCGACAUGCGCUCGAUGGCGGGCCGUGGGAACAUGGGCAUCUCGCGCCGCACGACACACCAGCAGGAGUAUCCGCUGGCAGAGAACACGCCCGAGCACCCAGACACAAGCCUGCUUGCACCGAUGAUGGAGGCCCGCGCCUUGGAACGAUACCGCACCGGCGGGCCCUCGCCGCCGCAGAUGGUGCCGGUGACGGAUCUGGUCAUCAACAGCCUCGGCGGGGGCACUGCCGGCAUGAAUCGCAAGGGCUCCAAGUACUUUGAUGCCCGUCGGCCAAGCCUGCCAAUCAACCCAAACUUUAUCUCGCCCGUGUUUCGGUCCUUGCCGACCUGGUUUCCGAUCAAGCCAAAAACGGUGGCGAUUGUGUGCAUUGUGUUUCUGUCGGUGUCGGUGGUGGGCAGCAUCGUUCUCCAGAUAAUGCAACUCUCGUUGCCAUCGUCGUGAGCGAGCAUGGACGGGUGUUGGAAUGAUGCACCGGCAAUAGAAUCCCUGGACAGCA
Molecule: messenger RNA, 3319 nt
Organism: Polychytrium aggregatum
Lineage: Eukaryota; Fungi; Chytridiomycota; Chytridiomycetes; Polychytriales
Exons: 12
Coding region: 1-3264 (1087 amino acids)
Source: RefSeq, a predicted model, not a curated record